Molecule: messenger RNA, 1281 nt
Organism: Sugiyamaella lignohabitans
Lineage: Eukaryota; Fungi; Ascomycota; Dipodascomycetes; Dipodascales; Trichomonascaceae
Gene: VPS45
Product: Vps45p
Exons: 1
Coding region: 1-1281 (426 amino acids)
Biological process (GO): intracellular protein transport; vesicle-mediated transport
Cellular component (GO): Golgi membrane
Source: RefSeq, a predicted model, not a curated record
AUGAAACAGCGACCGUUGAUUCGGUUCGACCGUAAUAGCAGCAUGGCUAAGAAACUGGCGCAUGAAGUAUCAUACAUUGUCAAACAAGAACGAACACAGCUUUUUGAUUUCCGAAAACCAGACACUGCGCCGAUUCUGCUGAUUCUAGACCGUCGUAACGAUCCUAUUACUCCGUUACUAACGCCGUGGACGUAUCAAGCCAUGGUUCAUGAACUGGUAGGAAUCCAAAACAACAGAGUGGAUCUAUCCAAUGUGCCAGAUAUCAGUAAAGAUUUGAAAGAAAUCGUACUAUCGGCAGAUAAGGACCCGUUUUUUGCGAAAACGAUGUACCUGAAUUUCGGAGACCUUGGAGCCAGUAUCAAGGACUAUGUAUCACAGUACCAAGCAAAGACGAAAUCAAACUCGGUCAUUGAGAGUAUUGCCGAUAUGAAACGGUUUGUAGAAGAUUAUCCCGAGUUCAGACGAUUGUCGGGAAACGUUUCGAAACAUGUGACUCUUGUCAGCGAGUUAUCUCGACUGGUUUCGACAAAUGGCGAUUUGCUUGAAGUGUCUGAAUUAGAACAGUCGUUAGCUUGUAACGAUUCGCAUAAUUCCGAUAUGAAGAAUGUACAGCAGAUGUUGGUUCAAUCACAGGUUUCUGCGAAUUCGAAACUUCGACUUGUCGCUUUAUACGCUCUACGGUACCAGUACCAUUCCAACAACGCUACUGAAGCAUUAUUAGGGCUUCUGGGCACUCAGCAUCCGGAAAUAGCGUCGAAAAUUCAUGCCGUGCGCAUUCUUGUUAACUCGUAUGCUGGAGGAAAGCAGCGCCAGGAGAAUCUGUUUGCAUCGAGCUCGUUUUUUGCACGAGCCCAGUCGGGAUUCAAGGGGCUGAAGGGCGUGGAGAACGUGUAUACUCAGCACGAGCCACUGCUGAAAACGACGCUGACAAAUCUUAUUAAGGGUAAGCUGAAGAAAACCACUCACCCUUACUACGAUCCUGGCGACGGGUCUCUGCCGUCAUGGGCUGUUCAUGGCAUGGGUAGUGGUCCUGGCAGCAAUUCUGACGAUGGCGAGAAGCCCCAGGAUAUCAUUAUUUUCAUGGUUGGCGGUACCACCUACGAAGAAGCCCGUGUUGUGGCUGAAAUGAACGCCGUGGCUCGAGGUGUUCGAAUCCUCAUUGGCGGCACUACAAUCCACAACUCCCAGUCGUUUCUCAACGACAUUGAAGAUGCCGGGUCUCGCUGGCCACCACCACCUCCUGCCACUGCUUCCGAACGUCUCGCUUCACGGGUUCAUUAG